UUUCAUAGCACGUUUGCCGCUCCACGUUGGUUCAGUAUCCGUUGUACGUUCGCUUUGCGUGGAGUGUUGGGUCGUUCGCGUGCUCAUUCGUUUGUUUACGCUCGCAUCGAUCGUUCGUGCUGUGGUUCGGUUUGCGCUCGCGACGGACACGCGUUGGCCUGCAAGGUGUGCACAAAUUGACCGUCGGGUGAUGAAUGAGCGCGUUCAUCAUACUAAAGUGGUUACAUUUGAAGUGGUUCUACAAUUUAAGAGGUUCAAAAAUAGUACCAAAAAGUGAUUGUAUGAGAAACGCGAAGGAAACUACUUGACAAAGCACUGCCUGUGUAAGGAUAGGCAGAAGAAAAUAGGUCUGGUGACGCUGGUAUGCUAGAAAAUCGUAGAAUUAUCACCUCCCAGCUGAGAAACGUCAACAACAAGAUCAAAAGGUAACAGCCGAGCAACGGUUUGUUAGCUGCAUUAAACACAACGAAGGAACGAGCAAGAAAUAAACCAAAUGCAAACUGAUAGAUAAUUGAAUUUGCACCCCACGCGCGGACUUGCUUGCAGAGUGAAGUGCAUUCCAGGGCUCCUCGGUGCAGUAUCGGCAAUAGCGGUGUUCAGCUUCAGACCCCACCGGUGAAGUGUUACGAGCGUACCCCGCGUUCGAACGACGCGUCAAGGAGCGAGAUUGUGAAGUGUUAAAAUUAACGUUGCUCUCGUUCGCGUUCAAUUAACAAUCCGUGCACCGCACUGUAUCCUCGCGUAUGUGACCCUGUGUGUAUAUUCACGUGUGUGUGUUUGUGUGUCUAUAGCUCUACUCUGUGCAGUGUGUGUAGGUGCAUCUAGGUGCGGUUGGCAAGUGUGCUGUGAAGUAUGGAUUGGGCGAGCUUGAGUGAAUUAUGCAACUGUGCUAGAAAUAUACAUAUUGUGGGCAAAUAUUUUCCAAUCCACUCAGGCUCGGUGCUCCGCUUUUUCAAUUAGCCGCAAUUAGUCGCUCGGCGAGAGAGAGAGAGAGAGAGAGGAGGCUUCGAGUCUUAUCGCUAACAGCCGAAAGGAAGAAAAAGAAGAAACAGAAGAAAAAAACACAGCGGCCACUCAAACACAAAAACCGAUACGCCAUUUGAUAGGAAAUUGUGCACAAUUAUCGGCCGCUUGCAAGCCCGCAGGAUUCCAGCCAGCAGCAGGUUUGAAGUAGCAGCAAAACGUUCCAGUUUGUCGCUUCAGCAAUCGAGGAUCGCAAUCGGCCAGCACCAUCCCAUUUGCUGCAAUUGAACGCGUGUGCGUGCGUGUGUGUGUGUGUGUAGAAAAACAGGCCUCGCUCGCGCAACGGUGCGAGCGCGUAAUACCGGUUCAAAAUUUACAACAUCGCACGGCUUGCGAACCUAGAUCAGCCCAGUCGACCAAUGGGCAUAUCGGACGAGGGCAGCCGGCUGGAGGAUAUCGAACCCCAUGAGGCGCGGCCACCGCAGGGCAGCCCACUGGAGCGCAGCGCUAGCACCGGCCAACUGAUGGGGAGCAGCGGGGGCGACCCGAACAGCCCACUGUCCGAUCCGCACAGCGACGACGGCGGGGACGAUUUUGCGCCGAAGCGGAAGCAGCGCCGGUACCGGACGACCUUCACGAGCUUUCAGCUGGAGGAGCUGGAGAAAGCGUUCUCGCGCACGCACUAUCCCGAUGUGUUUACGAGGGAAGAGCUAGCGAUGAAAAUAGGGCUCACCGAGGCUCGGAUACAGGUUUGGUUCCAGAACCGGCGGGCAAAAUGGCGCAAACAGGAAAAGGUUGGACCGCAGGGACAUCCGUACAAUCCGUACCUGGCGAGCGCGGGCCAGGUCCCGUCGGCGACCGUCGUCGCCCCGUCGCUGCCGCCGAACCCGUUCAGCCAUCUUGGCUUCAACCUGCGCAAACCGUUCGAUGCGGCGAGUUUGGCCGCGUUCCGCUAUCCAUCGCUCGGUGGCAGUCACAUGCUGCCGUCCGCCUACUUCAACCAGUUCCACCGUGUCUCACCGUUAUCUUCCUUCGUUGACGAAUUUUGCAGAGCGCCACCGCCACCGCUGCUGCCACCGGGCGUCGGUACGUUCUACACCCCGUCCGCCUCCUUCCAGACGCUGCUGGCGAACAUUUCCGCGGCCCAGCGAGCGCCCCCCGCCAUGCCCUCGAAGCCACCGACGUCCGGGGUGGACUAUAUGCCACCGGGACCGCCGGGCAUACCGCCACCGCCGCCGCCCGGUUCCCAGGUGCCUACGUCGCCCGCCUCACCGCCCAUCUCGCCGACCGCCCUGCCGCCCGUCGUGCCAGUUCCUCAGGCCGCACUGCCGGCUCCACCGCAGCCACCGCCGGGGUCGGCGUCACCACCGCAGGCCGACCGGCGCAGUUCGUCGAUCGCCGCGCUGAGGCUGAAGGCCCGGGAGCACGAGCUGCGGUUGGAGAUGCUCCGCCAGAACGGACACAGUGAUAUCUUAAGCUAGGCAAAACAGCACUAAACCCACCGGGCGAGCAGACGCACAAAGAUCACGUGUAGUUGUUUUGUACUUAAAGUAAGCCGAUCGUAAGUGAUCGCGAGCCACACAGCUAGAAGCAAUAGAAUCAAACCUGGAAACUCUGUACUCAAUAGAAUAAGCGAUGCAUUCCAACCCGAUCCGGCCUGCAUUUCGGCCAAACACUGGUCGACAUCAUUAGGACACUCAAUUAAUCAAAUUGGAACGGGGAAUGGGGUCCACCAGCAAACACGCAUCGGGUGGCACGGUCCAAAUUAAGUCUUCGGGCAGGCUUCCCUCCCGAACACCCGAUCCCCGACAAUCAAAACUCGCUUUCUCGUAUGAUACAACCUUCCUUCCCUGCCCGUUUUGGGCAAGAUUUCUCGUAAGACACUCCUAUAAUUACUCGUUUCCCGGGAAGUAGAGGGAAUCCGGCGCUCGCUCACCCCGAGGGCGAUACGGCUUCUGUAUUGCUGCGUGCCAUCGUGCUAGCGUGACAAACGUCAACAGCACAGUGGUCACUUUCUGUGUCCGUGAGCGAACGUUGUAAAUUGCCGCAAAUUACACAACACAUUUCGGGACCUUCCAGCCAGUUCGAUUUCAAUGAAACGUCAUCUAGACACGUCACCGACUGAGUCGGCGAGUCGAGCGUGUCCAUGAAUGAAACUCCUAAACUCCACUCCACGAAAUCCACUCCGCCAGUACCCAAAAACCUUCCGCUGCCGAAUCAUUUACGUUUUAAUGCCAACCGCUGCUGCCGCCGGUCUUUUGAUAGCGUAUUUUUCGCAUUCGCAACGUUAUGAUUAUAACCAUUAUCACCAUGCGAUUCGGCAGUGGGCAUCCCGAAUGGAGCGCGAUUCGGACCCGGGAUGCAGGGCAGAAACGUUAAUGAAAGAUGGAGUCUUCUUGAAAGAUGGAGGUAACCGGGGAACAGCUUCUGGUUUUCCGCACUGAUGCGCUCGGGAUGGCCGACUGCCCGGAAGCAAUCUGGCACACGAAAUAGGAACCCAGGAGAGUGUGGGCUGGCAGGGGAGUUAAUUUUCAUUUUCAUUCUAAAAAUGCCUUUGCUGAUGGACUCAUCGUUGCAGAGCGAAUCAAAAGUUUCUUAAUUAAUGGAGCCCGAAAAUACGACGGUUUCAAGGACUCAAGGUUGAAAUACAAAUUCCUCUUUUAGCAGAAUCAUAUAAAUCACAGCACAAGAAGAUAAAAAACGAAAACAAGAUCCCUAAUUUGAAGAGGUGGAAUGGUGUACAAAGCAAAUUGGCUCUAGUUUUAUAGUACUUUACCUAAAAGUGUUGAUACUUUAAUUCCUUACUUAACUUCAAGACCCUACGCGAUAGUGUCAGUAGCAGUAGAAAGCUCAAUUUGAGUGCAUUAAGCAUAGUAGAAAAAGCAAGCGUAAUGGAGAGUACUUAAAAAGUGUACAUAAAAGCGUGAUGAGCCGAUCGUCGACGAUCGAACACGACCACAAAGUGUACCAGUGCAGUAGCAGUGCUUAGCUUUUAUUGUAGCCAGUUAGCCAAUGCGCGCCGUACUAUUAUUAUCAUCCUUUUUUACUCCGAGAAAGAUUGUAAAUAGAUUGAAAUAUCACGCGCGUACGCGUAUUUGGUUGGACAGUAGUGGUAAGUUGUUUUUGAUUGCUGAAAAAAUAAACUAUUUAAAGAAACAAAAAAGUAUAACACAA
Anopheles gambiae (African malaria mosquito) is the source of this 4137-nucleotide messenger RNA. It is a transcript of the gene al, whose product is annotated as homeobox protein aristaless. Gene Ontology annotation, biological process: regulation of transcription by RNA polymerase II. The record is from RefSeq and is a predicted model, not a curated record. The transcript is spliced from 5 exons. Bases 1383 to 2444 code for a protein of 353 amino acids. Gene Ontology annotation, molecular function: DNA-binding transcription factor activity, RNA polymerase II-specific; RNA polymerase II transcription regulatory region sequence-specific DNA binding. Lineage: Eukaryota; Metazoa; Arthropoda; Insecta; Diptera; Culicidae.